Molecule: messenger RNA, 34899 nt
Organism: Pelobates cultripes (western spadefoot toad)
Lineage: Eukaryota; Metazoa; Chordata; Amphibia; Anura; Pelobatidae
Source: the annotation of a GenBank genome assembly
AUGGCGGCUGCGAUGGAGACAAGGCUGCGCGGUGCAUUUGAGCUCGGGUGCUUUGAAACUGGGAAGGUGACUGGAGGCAGGCGAGAGCCUGGUGUUACCGGAAGUGGAUCUGUUCUGAGCCAGGUUGGAUUCAGCUUCCGGGUUAUGUGCAUGCUGGGCCACACGUGGGUAUGAGACCAGGAUUAUAACAGCCAGUCCCACAUACACCUCAAGGUAAAUUAAUAAAGAUUCAUUGUAAAAUAUGGCAGCUGUGGAUUUAGUCAUAAUUAAUUUUAUUAUCAUUGAAACUCCAUAUUGUGAAUGUCAGUAAUAGAUAUCUGCUUUCCCACAUUCUCAUGGUUGUUGGUAUUAAUGCAAAUUAUUUAAAGUAUAGAAACAGAAUGUGACAGCCCAUCUAGUCUGCCCAAUAUUCUAAAUACUUUCAUUAACACCUGGAUUUAUCUUACAGCGAGUAUACUUUAUCUUAUAUCGAGUAUACUUAUAGCUAGUAUACUUUAUCUUACAGCUAGUAUACUUUAUCUUACAGCUAGUAUACUUAUAGCUAGUAUACUUUAUCUUACAGCUAGUAUACUUAUAGCUAGUAUACGUUAUCUUACAGCUAGUAUACUUAUAGCUAGUAUACUUUAUCUUAUAGCUAGUAUACUUUAUCUUACAGCUAGUAUACUUAUAGCUAGUAUACUUUAUCUUACAGCUAGUAUACUUAUAGCUAGUAUACGUUAUCUUACAGCUAGUAUACUUAUAGCUAGUAUACGUUAUCUUACAGCUAGUAUACUUAUAGCUAGUAUACGUUAUCUUACAGCUAGUAUACUUAUAGCUAGUAUACUUUAUCUUAUAGCUAGUAUACUUUAUCUUACAGCUAGUAUACGUUAUCUUACAGCUAGUAUACUUAUAGCUAGUAUACUUUAUCUUAUAGCUAGUAUACGUUAUCUUAUAGCUAGUAUAUGUUAUCUUAUAGCUAGUAUAUGUUAUCUUAUAGCUAGUAUAUGUUAUCUUAUAGCUAGUAUACGUUAUCUUACAGCUAGUAUACCUAUAGCUAGUAUACCUAUAGCUAGUAUACUUUAUAUUACAGCUAGUAUACUUAUAGCUAGUAUACGUUAUCUUAUAGCUAGUAUACUUUAUACUUUAUCUUAUAGCUAGUGUACUUUAGGGGACUCUCUUAUAUGUUCAUUUGUGUUGUAUUUUGCAACCUCAUUGGUUCGCCUUUGUCUUGACAAUGUAACUUAUUUAUAAAGCGCCAACAUAUUCCGCAGCUCUCUAAAAAUGGGAAAGAGAGUGCAAUAUAAACAGACCAAUGAAAAGGGCCCUGAAGAUCGGCCGAAUGGUUCUUAUCUGCCGUCACAUUCUAUGUUUCUAAGAUGUUUCGUACAUAGUGCUUUGAUGGAUAAACCGUGAGCUUGCAAUCUAAAAACUUGGAGAUUUAUUGCAGUUUUGUUCACAAUUCACGUUUUAGUAAAUAAUCCAGUGAGCUGUGUCAAACAGGAAUAACAGAAAUAACUAGGAGGAACUCUCACACUUACUGAAUCCAACCCCACAAUAGGGGGAGUCCUAAAUAAUCGCCCGGUUACUCCUAGGAUUGACAGCUCUAGGUAACUGAUUAAAACUCAACUUUUAUUCAUUAGAAAAAAAUCUAAACAUAAAAAAAAAUGGAAAAGCCCAAUGCCAAGUUCAAUACCUACACCCUGAUAAUUACAGAGAACAGACUGUGUGUGACUAAAAAAAAAAUCAAUGAGUUGAAAAUUAGAGCUUCAUACCAUGUUUCACUUUCUGAGAAAGAUAGUGUACUAAAAGUCAAUGUGUAAUUAUGACAUUUUUGAGGAAAACAUUUACUAGUUAUAAAUGCUGAGUUGUUAAAGGGACAUGCCCCUGCAGCCUCACUGCUUAAUCCUCUGCCAUUUAGGAGUUAAAUCCCUUUGUUUAUGAACCCUAAUCACACCUCCUUGCAUGUGACUUGCACAGCCUUCCAUAAACACUUCCUGUAAAGAGAGCCCUAUUUAGACUUUCUUUAUUGCAAGUUCUGUUUAAUUAAGAUUUUCUUAUCCCCUGCUAUGUUAAUAGCUUGCUAGACCCUGCAAGAGCCUCCUGUAUGUGAUUAACCCCUUAAGGACCAAACCUCUGGAAUAAAAGGGAAUCAUGACAUGUCACACAUGUCAUGUGUCCUUAAUGGGUUAAAGUUCAAUUCAGAGAUUGAGAUACAAUUAUUUAAGGUAAAUUACAUCUGUUUGAAAGUGAAACCAGUUUUUUUUUUUCAUGCAGGCUCUGUCAAUCAUAGUCAGGGGAGGUGUGGCUAGGGCUGCAUAAACAGAAACAAAGUGAUUUAACUCCUAAAUGACAGUGAAUUGAGCAGUGAAAUUGCAGGGGAAUGAUCUAUACACUAAAACUGCUUUAUUUAGCUAAAGUUAUUUAGGUGACUAUAGUGUUCCUUUAACUAAACACAAUUUGGAUCAAUAUUUGUAGUAGAAAGCAAAUAUGUUGGGAAACAGUGACAUUUUAACUAACUCAGCAAUGCAAUAAGAAUCAAUUAACAAGGUCCUGCACAUAGAAUAGUUUAUACAUACUAUUUACUUGUUUGCUUUUAUUGUGCUUAAAGGGUUUUUUCAGCCAUAAUGACUACUUCAAUGUUUUGAAGUGCUCAUGGUGCAAGGACCAUGUAUAUAUCAAGUAUGAAAAACUGCACAUACUUGGAAAUUUUAUGUUGCUGCUGGAAGUGUAGCCUAUGGCAGCAGUUAUUAGACAGGCCAAAUUGUCAAUUCUGGGCUGGCUAUUUAAAUCUGCCUUUGCUCAAGCGUUCAUUAACUGGCUGGGAGCUCUACGCUGAUGUUUUAGUUUAAAAAUUAACUUCGGGAUCAGAAUCUGGCUUCUGCACAUACGGCUCAGCCGGAAUUCUCUGAGGUUGGAAGCAGGUAAGAAGCAAACCAUUGUAAAAUUGUUAGCCCACUUCCUCGGGAACGAUGCUAGGGUACACUACAGUGGGCUGCAAAGGCUAUGAUACUCUGAGUAACCCUUUCAGUUUUUGCUCAUAAAUCCAUGCUAUAGGCAUGGAUGUGUGAGCAUUUGGUUCCUUACAUAACACAUACUAGGUUAUUCACUAAAAUGAGAAUUGAAGGGGAAUUCAAACCAAAUUUAAGGUUCAAAUAGCAAAACUGGAAAAUUUCUUUAAGUCCGCUAUGCGUCCAGUGCGAUUACUCUGGACUUCAAUCUGAAAUUCACUUUGAAUUCUCACUUUAGUUAUUAACGCUGGUAGAGUGCAGCCACAUGCUAAGAAUAAUUGGAGCAGGUGCAUAACUCUAAUGCACGUAACAUAUUGUUAGCCGGAUCGGCAAACUUCAGGAGAGUAUCAUGUUUGAUCUGUAUAUUUAUUUGGGGGGGUUGAUUACAUUUCAAUACUUGCCUGGAGUCAUUCUAAUAAAUGUAUAAAAGCCUGACAUUCUACUAUGUUGAUUUCAAUUUGCACGAAUUGAUUACUAUAACAUUUGAAUUUUCAUAAUUUACAUUUUAUAUGUAAAACAAUCUCUCAAACAUUUGGGGAUGACGAAUAUAUUGAAUAUAUGUCGAGGCUUUGGAUAUGUCCCUAUACAGAGAUCUUGAACCUAUGCUUUUCUAAGAGUAUAAAAUAUAUAGAGGUUUAUUAUCAGUCCUCAGUGUCCAGGUUUAAAUGAGCCAAGAUCGGGGACGCAGAAACACAAAAACGUAAUGCCAGGCUUGGUAUAGGAGUCUUGAAAACAGGAUAGUCAAACAAGCUAGAUCAGUUUAGCAGAGAAUACAAUGAACAAAGAACGCUCUAUUGGGAAUCUCAAAUGAGACCGCAGCAGGGCAUGAUACAGAACAUGUAUCAAUGGCUUGCACCAUUCCUGUACUCUCAGAACAUGUAAGCGUUGACGGUGGAAUGACGCAGGGCUAUUUGUGUCUGCAAAUUCUCCCUUGGAUGUCUUAUCAGAAAGUUAUACACAGGAUCAACUUGUACGCUGGCAUGGUAAUUUUGUUACCCAAUAAUUGAUUCUCACUCGCACUCCACAGCACUGUUUUCGAGAUAAAAUAGAACAAUCAUUUUGUCCAUCUUUCAUUGCAGAGAAAAAUACACUGAAGCCAUGGAAGAAAGCUUUCCUCGUGGAGGUACCCAAUCAAAGUCAACCCAACCAAAGAUUAAAAAGAGGCCACAGGAAAAUGAUAACCUGUUCUCUGUAAGUAAUGUGGAGUGUUGUAUGUCAUGUUAGCAUUUAAAGGAACGUUACAAGUACCAGUUUUACAGCUUAUCACUCUCAGCCACUGAGCUAAGCCCAGCAUUGUAGGAUUUAGCUCGGGAGAACUAACAGAAGAUAAGAAGGCCAAUUGUUUACAAACAGUUUGACUCCUUAGAGUAGGGGAUGCCGUUGUACUCCUGGGACUAUUACCACUACAGUAAACUGUAAUUUUAUGAUGCUUGGAGCGCUCCUUUACUCUCCCUCUCAAAUGUAUGAUCGUGGCUCAGAGUUUUUUACAUUAAGCUGUUAUGGAGUCUGUCUGAGGAAGUGGGAACUUAAAUACCAUGCUCCUUUUAAACAAAUAUUUGGAUAAAUUAUAUGGGAAGGUAGUGUUUGGUAGGACAUUUGUGAGUGUAUUGUUUUGUUUUCUGUGUUAUUUGAUUGAACAAAAGAUUAGCUGUUGUGUUCCGGAGUAGUAUAUGUGUGUGGUAGGUGGUAAAUACUAUGUAACUUGAAAUAUAUGUUCUGUUGGAAAGUUUAGUGGCUCGUUCAUUUUCUUUUCUCUCUCACUAAAUGUAUCUUUUAAAUGUAAUGAUUGUACAAAGCCUGUUAAAUUUACUGUUUUUUGGGGGGGUCGUUUAACCAGACCCAUCACGAAGAAGAUGACAAUGAACCAAUCAAGAAGAAAAAGAAGACCAUUCUGGUCAGAGAGGAACCAAAGUUUAUUCGCCAGGAAAAGCGGAAAACACCUGUUUCAAAGGAGCAACCUGUGGAUAUCCUGAGGUUUAAGGUCUGUUUUUCUAUUUAGCUUUCCUUUUCUUUUCCUGGUGGGGAUGCAUAAUAUUCUAUUCUAAUUGUGGUGUGCAAUCUACUUCAAAUUAUUCACUAAAAUAUAAACUACAAUAUAGCAAAUUGAAAUCCAAAUUACAAAAUUGAGGUUAAAAUGGCCAAUUUGUAAUUUUAGCUGUGUUGGAGAAUAUUUCCAAAUCACCUGAAUUUUGUCAAUUAGAUUAGAAUUUACUACAAUUUGGAAUUUUAGUGAAGAAAACCCAUGUGUUUAUGAUUAAUUCCUGUUGUAUGAGUAGUGUUUACCAGUAAAUAAUAUUUAUUAAAAUAGAUGCAUGCCCUUUCAAAGCCUGUCUUUUGAGAACAUUAUAUUUAAUUUCUUUUGUUUUGUUUUUUGUUUACCUCUAAAGGGGAGCUGUCGCUUCCUGGGAUUUUUAAUUGUUAUCUUUACAUCCCACACGGCUUUAACAAAUAUAUCUUUCAGGGGUGUGAAAAAAUAAAAUUAAAUCUGCACCUCUUUAUCUUGCAACAGGGUGCCUCCAUCUUACCUCCCUGUCAGUCAUUGUUAUAAGCCAGGGGUGUCCAAAAGGUAGAUCCCCAGAUGUUCUAAAACUACAACUUCUUUCAUGCUUUGUCAUUUUAAAGGCAUGCAAAGCAUCGUGGGAAUUGCAGUUCUACAAUAUCUAGGGAUCUACCUUUUGGACACCCCUGUUAUAAGCUCUGUCCUUUGCACCUUGCAGUCAGCAUAGAGAAGCCAAUCAGAAAAGAAGAUUAAUGAAACAAUGUUUCUAUGUCUUCUUAUUUGCAUUGUGUGCCCUGGCUGUGCCUAGGCUUAGCUGUAUUAUGAUGCAAUUUGCUAAAUCUCGAAUAAUCAUCUGGAAGAAAAAAAAGGUGAUCACAUAAAAAAAAAUCAAAACAGACGUUUUAGCUGAUUUUCUAUUUUUUAUUUAGGGGUGUAAGAAGUGACCGUUCGUUCCUCUGUAACCUUAUAAUAUAUUUUUAUGAGCAAACUCCCAGAUUUUCCCCCAUCCUUUCCUUACUUCCUCUAUAAAGUGAUUCCUUACUACACGCUUAGCGUUAUUUACUAAGGAGUGAAUGUAAAGUGAAUUUCAAAUUCAAGGCCAAGGUACCUGAAAGGAAAGCAUAACUGACUUACAUUUUUUUGCAGUUUGGCUAUUUCCCCCUUAACUUUGAUAUUCACCUUGAAUUUUAACUUUAAUAAGUAACUCUGCCUGUAUUCUACAUACAUGUUCUGUACCCAGCUUUGUUAGUCCUAUCAGAUGGCACUCUUCACCUGGCACUCCUUUGUUUCAGAAUCUCAAUGUUGGCAUGCUGUUCCUGGGAUGUGUAAAAGAAGUUAAAGACUUUGAAAUGGCUAUCAGUCUGCCAUAUGGGAUGACGGGAUAUGUCCAUGCAACACAUAUUUGCGAGGCAUACUCUAAAAUUCUAAGUGAACAGGCAGAAAAAGAUGUCCCUUUGGAGGUAAGAACUCGUUCAUAUGUUUUUUUGCAACAAUGGCUUUUUGUUGUGUGUACCAUGUACGCAGACAAAAAUUUAUAUUUUGCUAACAAAAUAAUGCGUUCAUGUAGGCUAAGGGUUUAAAGUUAAAUUACCGCUUUUGUUAAAGGACCACUCUAGGCACCCAGACCACUUCAGCUUAAUGAAAUGGUCUGGGUGCCAGGUCCAGCUAAGGGUAACCCAUUUUUUCAUAAACAUAGCAGUUUCAUAGAAACUGCUAUGUUUAUGAAUGGGUUAAGCCUUCCCCCAUUCCCUCUAGCGGCUGUCUUAUUGACAGCCGCUAGAGGCGCUUGCGUGCUUCUCACUGUGAUUUUCACAGUGAGAGCACGCCAGCAUCCAUAGGAAAGCAUUAUGAAUGCUUUCCUAUGUGACCGGCUGAAUGCACACGUAGCUCUUGCCGCGCGUGCGCAUUCAGCUCACGGGGCGGAACGGAGGAGGAGAGCUCCCCGCCCAGCGCUGGAAAAAGGUAAGAUUUAACCCCUUUCCCCCUUCCAGAGCUGGGCAGGAGGGGGACCCUGAGGGUGGGGGCACCCUCAGGGCACCAUAGUGCCAGGAAAACGAGUAUGUUUUCCUGGCACUAUAGUGGUCCUUUAAGCGUAGAUUUGUUGUACCCCCAUGUGUUAUCACUGAAAAUAGUCUAUUAAAUUAGUUUGAGAAUUCUAUUUAAACACAUUGCUGCAGUCAUUUACCACUGCGUUCAUUGGCAAAUGCAGCGAAUACAAUACAGAAUAUAUACUGGAGUAGAGCAGCUUUCACAACUCCUGCCCUUGACCUGCACCUGGCCAGCCUGUUACCCACUGGACCACAGGGAAGCCACCCACACAGAGCUGCAGAAUAAGCCUCUUCUUAUACAGUCCUCACAAACUCAACACCACUGACAAUCUACAUACACCAAAGCAACACCACAAGCAGCCCCAUACAUACACACACCGGGAAACACACUGUGACAUAUCCUCCACACACACAACUCCACAAGAAGCCUCCAUACACAGCCCACAUUCAUAGGUAUCAUACACAAACCACUCAUGAACAUAUACUGUACAAAAUAACAGCCCACAUAUACACAAAUACAAUGCUACAAAGCAACUGCAGCCCCUAUACAUAACACAAGCAGAAUAUGGCUACAUACACAACUCAAUUUUUAAAAAAAUCUAGGACCGACAAGCCAAGGGACGUCACGAUCUUGUUUUGACACAGUACUACUGAAAGGUUGCCUGCCCUAACCCAACCCAGCCUAAGCCUUUGGAUUUAAUGUGUGUUUAUUUUUUUUGUUGUUGCAAUUUUCAUUCACUGCUCAUCAUGAAGUUUGUCAUCUAGUUCAUCAAGAAAAUCCUUUGUGAAAAGCUUUUUUUCCCUAUCCUUGAUAAAUGGAGCUAUUCUGAAGUAUUUCUCGCAAGCAUUCAAACUUUAACUGUUUGCGUCUUCCUUCACAUUUUAGGCACUUGCGCCCCUGCCUGAUCUGUACUGUCCUGGGAUGCUGGUAAGAUGUGCCGUCAGUAGUUUGGAAUCUACAUCUCGUGGUUUUCAAAGCAUCAAACUAUCCAUCAAUCCACAUGAUGUCAACAAGCUCCUCGCUGACGCUUCUUUGCGACCGGGAAUGGUAUGCAUUUACAUUGUUUCAGUAAAAACAACUUGGAUGUGUUAUGAAUACAGUAACAUGUUCUGCAGGUAAAAUGCAUUGUGUCUGUAAUAGUCUCAAAUAACUUUCGAAAAAAAAGUAGUGAUGAGUAUAUAUCAAUAAUCAAAUCAAUAGUAAAAAUGUAAUACAUAUUCAUUUGUGCUGUUUAUUGAACCACAUAGAACGUAUAAAAUAAUUUCUAUGUGGAUGUUGCUUAAAGGAUAGAGGAAUCUGUUUGAGUGUAUCUUUUACUGAUAAAACCUCCUUAAACAGUGAUGAUAUAAUUUGACUUAAAAAAAUAACUGUAUAUUUAAAGGAGCAGUAUUGUGCCAGGAAAACAAACUUGUUUUCUUGGCACUAUAGUGUCAUUACGUCCCCCCUCCCGCUGGGCUGAAGGGGUUAAAACUUACUUCCUCGCGCGUCUUCCUGGGCUUCUUCGGCACUGGGAAACUCUCCUCCCUCUACCGUCAGCCCGAAUGCGCAUGCACGGCAAGAUCUGUGCGCGCAUUUAAACCGCCCAUAGGAAAGCAUUACUCAAUGCUUUCCUAUGGACGUCCAGCGGAAUCGCCUCUAGCGGCUGUCAGUGAGACAGCUACUAGAGGCUUGAUUAACCCUCAGGGAGGGGUAUGUUUUCAGCUGCGGGGUUAAAACUAGACCUGGCACCCAGACCACUUCAUUGAGCUGAAGUGAUCUGGGUGCCUAUAGUGGUCCUUUAAGUUUUAAGAGAUGCUAAUUGAAAACUUGCUUUCUUCUCUUCAAUGCCGCAGUCAUUACAUUUUUACACUUUUAUGUUAUAAUCUUUUUUGUUACUUCCUCAUCCCAUCUAUGUCCCCUCAGAAUAAAAUGAAAUGUUGAUGGUAAAAUAUUUUUAUAUUCUUUUCUCUUCCCAGCUGCUUUCAGGGUGUGUAUCCAGUAUAGAAGAUCAUGGGUAUAUCGUUGACUUAGGAGUCGCUGGAACUAAAGCUUUCCUGCCCCGUCAGAAAGCUCAAGUAUAUUUAAAACAGACAAAUAAAUGUAAGUCACAAACUGCUUCAUUAGAAUAGCUCCAGACUUCCUCAGACACUCAAGGGUGUGCUGAUUGCAUUAUUCUGUUUCAAUUGUAAAAAAUAAAAUAAAAAAUGGACUCCGAAGGCACCUUGACUGUCUUCAAAACCGCACUACAUAUUAAACUUUAUUAGAAUGAGAGAGAUUAGUCUUAAUUGUGCAGUUUGUUAAAAACUCUGCAUAAUGGCACAUCUUCCUGCAACUGUGUCCAAGAUACCUUUAUUUAGAACAAGCCUGAACAGGAACUAGGUGCCUUUCUGCUUUGAUUCGUGAUUCAGUUCCUGUGCUGAAACGGCUGUAAGGGCUUUUCCUAAACACUCCCAUACUUGUAGAUGGGUAUCCCUGUUUCAAAGCGAGGAAAGUCUGACUUGAUGGAACCUUUAUCCAUUGAGUUCUACAUUAUCCUCUGGUGUUGAUUGUAUCUCUAUGUUUCUAUGUUUGAUGAUGGGAGUUGCAGUCUGACCUGCCAGGAUUUACUGACUAUUUCACAUUUUCAUGCCCAUUCACAUAUUUACACGUCCGGUGUCUCUUUCAGCGACAUCUCUGAAGGUGGGACAGUAUCUGAACUGCGUGAUUGAAGAAGUGAAGAAUGAUGGGAGAAUUGUGCGUCUGUCGAUCACGCAGCCUGAUGUCGCUGCAGCUGUUGCCACAGAACAACAGAAAUGGUCUCUUAAUAAUUUGCUGCCAGGGCUGAUUGUUAAAGCCACUAUUAAGAAGGUACGACCUAUUUGUAUACAAGUUGUUAGCAAAUGUUAACACAAUUUAGAGCCUAGAUUGAGUGUGGUCUGUGUGAUCUAUGUAAAAUUUGUAACCUGCGACAUGUCCGUUCCUCGUUGAUCUCCCUUCCUGUUAUUUGCAUGACGUUUGCAGUAAAUUCUUCCCAAAUACUAUUUAUAUUUUUCUAAAUGUCCCUUCUUUUCACAGGUGUCAAAUGACAAAAUCACCUUGUCCUUCCUUUCAUCCUUUACUUCGACCGUAGAUUUCUUACACUUUGAACCCAAAAAAAGCAGUGAAUACAGUGUUAACCAGGAGGUAGGUAUCCAAAACAGUACAUCAGAGUAUUGUUCAUGGUUAGUCAAUAAAGCGGUUCAACACAAUUAGAAACAAUCAAAAAACAUGGGUUUUGGUUAAGUUAUUUUAGCAAACUUUUUAAUUGUUAGAACUUCACUCUCUUCAGGAAAUUAAUGUUUGCAUUGAAUUGGUUACUCAAGCAUAACCCUCUCGUUCUUUGUUUUUCCACGUAAUCCAAAAAGGAGUCAAACAAUGUACAUAACAUUGAUUCUAGGACAAAGUAGAUGCCUUCGAUUGUAAAAUGAUAUAUUUUAAAUGUGUCAUAGAAACAGGAGAGACUAAGCAUUUUGCUUUGGCAUUAAAAAAAACAGAUUAAACCUUUAAAAUAAUGUAUAAAUUAUGUUAAUUUAAUUGUGUAAUAUACAGGGAAGUUAUGGCCCCCCUGUAAAAUAUUUUUGUACAGGGUUAUCCACUAAAGUGAAAAUUCAAAGUAAAUUUAAGUUUGAAAUAUGCAAACUGGAAAAUAUUUUAUAGUUCAGCUAAGCUUUCAGUUUGCCUAUUCUGGCUUUAAAUUUUAAAUUUUGUUUGAAUUCACUUUGAAUUCUCACUUUUGUACAUAACCCUGUCUGAUGCAUGGCAAUCUCACCGCAGGUCAAAGCUUGUAUCUUGUGGGUCGAUCCCUCUUCAAAGAACAUCCGUCUGACGCUUCGCCAAUCAUUGAUCCAGCCGGGCACCUUACUACGCCAGCUCUCCAGCAGUCUGACUGGUUCUGUGUUGGAGAACUGCACUGUGAAAGCCUUGUUUAAGUCCGUGGGAGCAUUACUUGAACUCGGUGGCGACACUAUGGGUUUUGCCUUUGUAAGUACUAAUAAACCUUUUUUUUCUCAACAUAUCCUGAGGCAGUGUUGUAUACAAUCCAUUGUAUUUGUGCUCUGAUAUUUAAACCUAUUGUUCGUAUUUGAUGCUAGAUUAAUUUUAUGCUAUGUAACAGGAAAGGCCACCCACCACUAUCCAGCUUGUUGAAUGACCAUUUACAUGAAUCUUUGACAGAUACUGGAUUGUUUAGCAAAGACUGUUAUUAUUUUAUUAUACUUUGUUUAUAAAGCAUCAAUGCAUUCUACAGUGCUUUUUCAUUGGUACAUAUGGUAAAUUGUUUGCUUUUAAUUUCAAAAUGUUUCUUUACUGUUUAAGUUUCUUUUUAAUGUGUUUUUUGGCAGUCACAUUUUUGUAAGUACCCUUCCUGCUUAACAAUCGUGAACAAUAGCAAGCACCAAGUAUUUGAACUUGAUAUUGUAUGAAGAAUAGUGCUGGUGGUAGUUGUCCAUCGACAUCAUUCUGGUAGUUGUUGUCCAUCGACAUCUGAAGGUCCAGAGUUUGAAAUUCCUGGCGUAAACUCUUCGUCUAUUAACCUUAUUUUCAGAAACACCAUCUUCUUUCAAAAGAAGAAGAAGAAGCCAAGGGUCUUGGAAAGUUCAAGCAGGGCACCAGCCACACAGUGCGUGUCCUGGAGUUUAGCCCCAUGGAUGAGACCAUCUUCGUCUCUUUAAAGCCGUAAGUAUGGCCUUUUCAUUUCACACCGCUGGACAAUGUUCUCAGCUUGUGACUGCAAACAUAGUAUGGCAAAAUGCCUAACCUUCAUCCCUUAUAUGAAAGCUUGGUCCUCUAACACCUGUCUGUACUCAUUGAUCUUUUAGGGGUAUCAUUGGCGGCCUGUACUUGACGCACAAUGAAAUAAAGGCUGGUCAGCUGUUGGAGGUAAAUUAAAAUGUUGAUUUAAUACACUAAGUAAUGACCUGUUGUCUCGAAAAUAUGUCAACAUAUGAAAUUGGUCUUAAAGCGACACUUGAAGUACCAUAAUUACUACAGCUUAUUCUAGUGGUUAUGGUGCUGGGAGACAUGUUCUCAUGACACCUGAAGACCUUCAGUUCUGCCAUUAACUUGGUAAAAAGAACUCUCCAUAUCCUCGUUAUUGGUCCAAAAUAUUUGCAUGGAGCCAAAUUCGGCUACGUCAUAUUACUGUUCACCCUAGCCAGAUUGGUUACAAACAUUGGGAAAUAUGAUCCUUUGUCAAGGUUGUCUUCUUUAAUCUUAUCCAGUAAUUGUGCAUAUUGUUUUUCUCUACUCCUUCCCAGACAUGGCCGAAAUCUGUAGAUUUUAUAAUUUCUUAUAAACUUGCUCUUUUAUUGUUAUAUUGUAUGAUGUACGCAAUAAACUAAAAUUUCACUUGUAUGUUAUUUUCUUACUCAAUUAAUUUAUUUUUCUGUUCAGGGGGAUGUAGUGAAUAUUGAGCCUGUAGGCAUGGAAGUGAGAAUCACCAGUUACAUCUCUGGCCUCGUACCUCGUCUCCACUUGGCCGACGUCCAGCUACACCAGCCAGAACUAAAAUACAAGAAAGGACUCAAAAUUAAAUGCAGGGUGAGCAUAAGGAGUCCUAUUACUAUCACAUUGUGCCAAAGCAAAACAUCUGAAGAAACUGUCAGUUCCACAAUUUUAGCACAAUCUUCUAACAAACUAAAUGUUAGCUAUUGGUCCAGCUAUUAUUUUAUUCUUCAAAUUUAAAAUUCUGUUUAUUUUUUUUUUUUAUUAAUUGCAAAGCCUGGCAACAUAUGUAAAUUAGUUCAUGCUUGCACUGGCGUACACACUGAGCCCCUGCUACACACAAUGCAAUUCCAGUACUGAUCUUAAAGGGACAGGCUAAGCACCAAAACAACUUAAUUAAAUGGUUUGAUGUAUAGAUAAUGCUACUGCAGUCUCACUGCUCAAUUCUCUGCCAUUUAGGAGUUAAAUCACUUUGUUUAUGCAGGGCUAGCCACACCGCUCCUUGCUGAGACUCACAUAGCCUUCCUAAACACUUCCUGUAAUGUUUAAAAUUCCUUUGUUGCACAGUCAGUAUAAUAUAGAAACAAAUCUUGUUUGGGGUGGGGUGUAGACAGCAUCGUUUUUAGUUUCCCAGAUUGCCUGCCAUUUACUCUUUUAAUAAAGUACAUAUGUUUAACUUAGGCCAGAACUGGCAACUGUAAUUCUCUGGCCAUUAGCCUGCAACCCCUUUCAAUGUCAGCCAGCCAACUGCUGAGCUCACUGGUAGUUGUUUAACCUGUCAAUGAAUCUAAAUAAAUAGUACUGCAUUUAUACAGUAGCUAGAUUAGCAUAUACAAUGCAAUCUUCAUUCAUUUGCUUUUCUCAGACACAUUUUGUGUAUGGGCUUCUGAUUUGUGAUGUUAUAACCUGUGUGUGUAUAUAUAUAUAUGUAUGUGUGUGUGUGUGUGUAUGUAUAUAUAUAUAUAUAUAUAUAAUGGAAAUCCAAAGACAUCUACACAUUGUGUUAAUGUGUGCGCAUGAAACCUAAUUGGGAACAUUUGGGUUUUUUGACUGAUAAAAAUAUGUCACAGAUUUCCAAUGUGAUCUGUUUGUGAUGUUCUACACUGUGUACGGAGAUGUUCUUGUAGCUAAUUACAUGAUAGCCUCCAUUUACCCUAGUUUAGAGACUCAGAAUACCAACUACAUUAGCUUUAUGACCAAUUGCAUUUCAUUUCCAUUUGUUGUCUACAACAUUGUCUCUUAUGUAUCAACAGGUCCUGACAAUUGUUCCAUCUGCCAAGAAACUUAUCCUAACACGGAAGAGGACUCUAAUAAAUUCCAAGUUGCCAAUCAUUGCCAGUUAUCAGGAUGCACAACCCGGUCUGGUCACUCACGGAGUCAUUGCAGCAAUCAAGAAUUAUGGCUGCAUUAUUAAAUUCUACAAUGAAGUUCAAGGGCUGGCUCUAAGGCGGGAGUUGAGCUCUGAGCACAUUCAGAAUUUAGAGGAAGUUUUUUAUAAAGGACAGGUAAUGUAAAACUUGCAGAACAAAAUAAAAACACGUUCUUAAAAUAAGUAAACUUGUACAUUUAUUUCAAUUUAUUUUAAUAAUAACCAUCUCCCUUGUUGGUCCUGUUUCAAUGGCUUUUGUGUUUUUCAUACAUACACAGGUAGGUUAUUUCACAUAAUUGACCAAUAAAUGACAAGAAACUGCAAGUUGUGGUUUGUAAACCAGUAGAGAUCUUUUGCCUUCUUUGUGCUUUGUCGUUGGAGCAGGGCACGUGUAAGCCCUUGUUUCCAGUUAUUGGUAUGUUUAUUGGUAUGUUAUGCUUAUUCCCUGUACACUGUUGAGUGAGUAAGAGCUCCUUUAAAAAUGAAUUGGCAUAUGAAGAGCACUUUUACGUUUCAAUCACCAUGGAAACCAAUGUCCAUGCCUUUUGAUACGGUUUUACAUUUUGAUCUCUGUUUACUCAUUGCGUCUACCUCUCCACCCAGUGUUUGCAGUGUGAUUCUACAAACGCUAUAAGAAGAAUUCUCAGAUUUCUUAAUCACUUUGUAUCAAUACCAUAUUUCAUUGUGGAGAACAAUCUAUAAAACUUUUUUUCUUUUUUCUUUUUUUUUAUCCAUAGGUGGUCAAAGUUCGGGUGGUGAGUUGCGACAUCGAAAAAGAGCGAAUGCAAGUGUCCUUCAAAAUAAUAGAAGAGGAAGAGGAGGAUGAUGAGCAGAAUUCAGAAAAGCGGCUUCAGAACAGAAAUGCAGCAAGCAUAGAAAUUGGGAAGGUAGAUGGAACCUUAUUUAUUGUCUAAAUUCUUUGUCUGGUAUCUGCAGUGAUCAUGUGACCUGCGUUAACAGCUGUGGGCGAUUCUUUGUGUGACCCUAUAAAAUGACAAUGAAUUGGUGCAUUUAAAGCGAAACUGUCACUUCUCUGAAAACGCCAUUGAAUAAAACACCGAAAAUCACUUCUAACUCCUGUUACCAUUCUCAUAGGAUGCUUUCAUUCCUCUGAAAUAUAUAAACCUUUCUCUUUCUCAGUCUCUCUCUUUCCUUUGUGUAGGCUGUGCUUUUUUUUUUUAUUGUAAUUUUUUUUAUUGAAUUAUAUACCAUAAGACAUUUUAUAUAAAUAGACAUACAAAAGAGUACAAUGAUGAUUCUUUCUAGAAUCAAACAUAACAAUAUUCAUACCAUAAUCACAGAUGGCUAACUCGUUGCUAUUAUAUCCAUUAUACAUAUUGAUACAUAUUGAUGCCAAAGUCACAUUCAAACUUUUACAAUAAUACAUGUUACUCACAAAUAAUAAACCAAAGUACUAAAGAUAUAUAGAUUUAUAUUUUCCUUAUUUUCCUUUGUGACUCUUUUUAUUUUUCUUAUAAAUCAACUGUAUAUCUAUAUAGACUUUCUUGUUGCCCGUACAGUAUUUUCCUUUCUGUGAUUAUAUCUCAUUAAUUCAAGCAGCUACAUACAUUAAAACUUAGAUUGGGUUAAUUCUUUAGACAUUAAAUAUAUAAUUUUUUUCUUUUAUCGUUCUUUUAUUUCCCUUUUUCCUUUCCUUUUCUCUUUCCCCCCCUUUUUCCCUUCCCUUUUUCUUCCAUUGCCUUUACACAUUCACCUUUUUAGCUCUCUAUAUGAUUAAUAUCCGCUAUCAGGGUAUUGUAUACCUCUUGUUAUAUUAUUUUUAUGGACUUUUUUUCCAUGCUUUUGCAAUCAACAGCUUAGUAGCCGUAAGGCAAUGAGUGACUAGUAUUUCAUUGGGUUUUUUUUUUGUUUGUUUUUUUAAUAUCAAUGACCGUGAAGCGUUCGCUUCCAGCAUUGAGCUGAUUAUAGGACUGUUGAAUUGUAUAUUUUAUUUACAUUUUCAUAACUCACCCAACUCCAUACAAAUUGACAGUGUAUUAUAUAGCUAAUAUAUAGCCAACUUAUUUUGCCCAAAAAUUAAGUUAAACAAAAUUACGUUUCCUUUGACGCACUGGUUGCCAACGGGCAGUCAUCUCGUACACCGAGAUGAGAUAUUACAUUCAGGAGCUUUGCAUGCUGGUCUUUUGAAUCCUUUUUUAAAUUAUUUUCCCAUUGGUUUUUUUUUUUUUUAAAGCAGGGAGUUAUGGGAUAAGUAGUUUGUCCUCAAAGAGCAGUUCAAAUCAUUACAUAGGAAACCGAAAGCCAUACUUUAAUGAAUUGAGCUGUGGACAAUGCAUGUACAGUCUGCAGCCAUGGUCUAUCUCUUGGAAAAGGUAGAAUCUUCCCUAUUGUGUAUUUGGGAUCCACAUACUGCCUGCACUACAAGGAUGAAAUUGCCACUGGCUGGUUGCUUGAUUUUUUUUUUUUUGUAGCAGUGAUUUUUAAAAACAUUUGACACUAUAACCCACUUUCAGAAAUGAGUGUGGGCUCUGGGUGAUCUGAGCACCAUGCAAAAGAAUAGUCACCAUUAUAUAAGAGAUCAAUAAAUAUAUUAAAAAUCUUUCCGAUCCAGCUGUUAUGACAGCGAUAACAUGUCAGAUGCUCCUCUUUCUUCACCAUAGAACCAAAUUUUUAAACAUGCAGCUACUUAUUCAUUCCGCAUCAACUUGCAGUAAACUGAAAUCCAAGUUAGAUGUAGACAAAUCGCUCAUUUGAAAAAAAUCAAUAUAUGUUAACUUUUUUAUAACUUUUUUUUUUUUUUUUUAAACCAAAACUUAAUUGCAAUUUGGUAUUUAGUGCAUUAACCCCACAGAUUUAUUUAUAUUUAAAUAUUUUAUUUUUUUUCAACUGUGGCAAAUAAAAUUCAUAUGGCUUAGAGAUAAAUUAAUUGGGCAAAAUCUGAAGUUGCAGUUUCUGGCUUAGUGACUAGAAUCUUUGAUUUUUACGCUGAUAAAAUGAUUAAAGGACCCCUUUAGGGUCAAGAACACAAACACAUAUUCCUGACCCUAGAGUAAAAACCCACCAUUUAGGUGGCUUGUCCCCCCUGUUAGCCCCCUCAGAUUGGGUUAAAACUUACCUUAUUUUCAUCUCUCCAGGGGUGUGCCGGCGCUGGCCCCGUCCCCUUGGUGACAUCAUCAAAAAAAUUUUUUUUUUGCCAAUCCAAUGCUUUCCCAUGAGGAAAGCAUUGGAUUGGCUAAAAUCGGCAAGGGGGCGGGGCCAAACAACAUUUUGGCCAAUAAGCACCUCCUCCUAGAAAUGCAUUGAAUCAAUGCAUCUCUAUGAGGAAAAUUCAAUGUCUCCAUGCAGAGUGUGGUGAUGCAGAAACAGCAGGGCUGCUUACUGUGCAGCCCUGAGCAAGGAAGCACCUCCAGUGACCAUCUGAGGAGUGGCCACUUGGCGGUGUCCCUAGGGGCAAUGUAAACACUGCCUUUUCUCUGGAAAGGCAGUGUUUACAUUUAAAUGCCUGAAGGGAGCUAUUAUACUCAACAGAACAACUACAUUAAGCUGUAGUUGUUCUGGUGACUUUAGUGUCCCUUUAAGAGCAACUUGUCCAGAUAGAUUUUUUUUUUUUCCUUGUAAUGUAGAUAUUCCUUAUUACUGAUUAUAACCAUUCUGUUUCUCUCCGUCUUAAUGCUCUUUUUGAAUUUGCAGAUAGUUGACAUAAAAAUUGUCCAGAAAACUGAAAAGGGAUUGAAAGUUGUAACUCUUCCAGAGAAAAAACCUGCCUUCCUUCCUAAAAUGCAUCUUUCUGAUAUUAUUGGAAACUGUGAGCUAUUUUGGCACUGCCUGGAGGAGGGAGACCAGCUCCAUGGGGCGAUGUAUCUCAGCAAAGUCAAAGGAGAGAUUGUAUCCUUAUAUUUGUUAAACCAUGCCGUGUAUGUCAGAGCUAACGAUGAGCUGUGUUCCUUGUUGGUUCUACCAGUGAGACGUAUAUAUUAUUCUAUAUUGAAAUACGUUGUUCUAUGUAGCAUGGGAAAAUGGGACUGUAAUACCACAUGCUGAGCCUUUUUUUAAGGCAGCGAUGGUGCAUUUGAUGUUUUUUUAAAAUUAUUUCUUACUAGCAUUGUAACCUUUUCAGAUAAGCCCAAACGGAUGAAGUUAAACAAUAUCACAGCUACAUACAACACCUUGACAAGAAAACGUAACUAUAGACCAAGGCACCACCACAUUUUUUGGCUUCAGAUAUUGAGCCCUCUUGCCAGUCCCAAGCUUGCAAGUUUUAUGUCCCUGUAUUGACUAGAGGUUGCAAUGGUAUUAUGCCUUUUUUAUAAGACUUUAUGGAUUUCUUACUUACCCAUGUAGUUGCUGUGAUUUACUCCCCUUGCAAGCACAAGAAACACUUUCUAGAGGAGUGACCACACCAACUAUAAGGGUAAGAGAUGCCACUCUGUUGUACCACUGAUGAACUGGCAAUGAAGCCAUUGUGAGGCUUUUUGUAUUAGGGGAGACAGUUGUCAUUAUUUUAUCAUCUCCAGCAAAGUGAAAUUCCUUAACGAAUCGCUCAGAUAUUGACUAGAAAGUCGGCCUUGAUUUCAUCUUUGGUGGAUGGCGAGUGUGUGAAAGACAUCUCUGAACUACAGAUCGGAAUGAUUCUCACUGGAUUUGUCAAUACCAUAAUGUCAUAUGGUGUAUUCGUGGCAUUCCCAUAUGGUCUGGUUGGAUUAGCACCCAGAGCUGUAAGUAACAUUGGAUCUGAUAUAUAUGGUUGUGUACCAAGCUUUAAAAAUUUACCCCAUUGUACUGGAAAGAGGUGAAAAGGUCCAGAUUUUCUUAUUUUUAAGUGGGACGGUCAUCUACAAAAUAAAUGGGUGAAUCAGUGCCCUUUAAAUACCUAUUCGAUUUAAUCGGUGAAUUAUGCCAGUAAAUUAAAAGGACACUUCAAGCGCCAAAAAACUUUAGCUUAUUGAAGCAGUUUUGGUGCCCCUGCAAUCUUACUGCUCAACGUCUCUGCUAGUUAGGAGUUAAAUCACUUUGUUUAUGCAGACCUACUCACACUACCCUGCAUGUGACUUGCACAGCCUUCCUAUACACUCCCUGUAAAGAUAGAUCUAAUGUUUAAACUGCUGUUAUUACACAGUGUGUUUAAUCUAGAAUUUCUUAUCUUAUUGCUCUUUUAGUUUUCUUGCUAAAGCCUGCAGGAAACCUUGAUGUGUGAUUAAGUUUCAAUUAACAGAACAGGAAGAACCUCUAAAGUAAACACACUGUGUUGUGAGCUCUGAUUGAAAUUGAAACAAUUUUUUGUUUUCAUGCAGGCUGUGUGAGUCAGUGGCAACAAAGGAUUGAGCAGUGAGACUGCAGGGGAAUGAUCUAUACACCAAAACUACUUCAUUAAGCUAAAUAUUUUUUGGUACUUAGAGUAUCCCUUUAAAUAUUAUACUUAGCCGAUGUUUGCUUUCUUUUUGUGUUCCUACAAGAAGAGUACAUCCCAUAAUGAUUAUUACACAGCACUCCCUGUGGACACCAUAAAUCAACUGACCAUUGUAUAAGCUGAAAUCUUACAUGUGGUGUCUGAGCUCAAUCAGUGGGCAGAUACUUUCCAUGUAUCUGUACCAUACUUUUUCAAUUGCCUAAUAAAUGUUUUAUUUGUCUGGUUUGCAAUAUUUUCCUGUAAUCACAUACAAACUGCCCCAUGUCCAUGUUCUCAAGAAGUGCUCUUAAAAUUCUUCUAAAAUUGACAGCCGUAUAGUUUGAGUAAAUCUCAGUGAAAAGUAUUCCUUUUGGUUUUUUCAACAGGCGCUAUGCGACCAGUUUGUGACUGAAAUUGGUGACCAUUUUGCAGAAGGCCAGACUGUGACUGCUAAGGUAACUGAGAUCAACGAAGCUAAGAAACGCUUCCUACUAACUCUGAAGAUGUCUGACUGCGCACCAGACGACUGCUCAGCAGUGAGCAUCGCUCGACUGAGCCAAUGUUUCCAAGAACACAAGCUCCUAAGGGAUCUGAUUAACAGCCGAGGUAAGGCUGUGUUUUGUAGACUUACCAGAUAUUUCAACCUGCUGGCUCUAAAUAGAGGCUAUUCUAGAAAAUAAUUAGACACAAUGUGACUAUAAUCAGAACCCUUUCAAGUCAGCCUUUGUUUUACCAUCCAUGUUUGCGAUUGUCUCCUUCCGUACAGUGCUGUCUUUAAAGUAUCCACUUGUUCUAAAUUGUUCUCAUUAUUCAAAGACUCAGAGGACGAUGGACAUAUCACCACGUUGGUCCCAGGAAGAAAACUUAGCUUGGUGGUUGGGGAUGUGCAAGAAGAUGGGUCGUUCCUGUUCAGUGUUGACCAGAUCCCUGGAGCGAAGCAAGUGUCCGCUGCCCAGUGUAACCUUGGAGGUAGUUUCAAAAUAACAGCUUAUAUUUAUCUUACUGCCAUAUACUAUGCAUUAUUAUCAUUAUUCUUAUUCUCAUUAUUAUUACUGUUAAUGACCUUUUGUGUUGAUAACUUCCUAGGCACUUAUAAUCUACCUUUUAUUUGAUACAUUACAUCGUUUUUUUCUCCAUUUUUAUUCCAGAUCAAAAUAUAGUUAGUGGCCAGAAAGUGAAAGCUGUGGUUCUACACGUUGAUGCUGUGAAAUCCCAUGUCCAUGUCUCUCUAGAUAAGCUGCUGAUGGCCAAGAAGAAAGAGAAAGUAAGUAUAUUCUUAUUUUUAAUCACUCUUCGAUAGUUGCAUAAUGAAAGAAGCUUUCCUUUUUUCAACAAACUUUAAUUGCCCAUGUGACACAGAUCUAUCCAAUUCAUUGUUAUUUUUCGUAUUAAAUUUCAGCUCAAAGAAAAUUCCACUUUUUUUGCUGUUGUGCAACACAUAGCAGAGGAAUUUGCUGUUGUCUCACUGGAUGGCACUGGUCACCUAGCAGCUGUUCCUCUGUCUUCUCACGUUAACGACACCUUCCGCCCUUCUUCGCCAAAACUCCAAUUGGGUCAAACAGUCUCUCUAACGCUAAAAACAGCAUGUGUGGAAGAGCACGGACUCUUGUUCGCCAUACAGAAUGUUUCUACCAAGAAUCACAGGAAGUCAGAACAAAAAGCAAAAAACACAGCGGUGAAGAUGGCAGCAAGCUGGGAGAUAGGAGAGGUUGUCUCUGGAACUGUGAAAACUGUGAAGCCAACAAGCGUCAUUGUCUCCAUUUAUGAUAAUUUGGUUGGAUUUAUUCACGUGUCUCAGAUAGCAGAAGAUGUUACGGUUGGUUCUUACCCAACAGCAACGUUGAAGCCAAACCAGAGCAUCUCUUGUCGAAUCAUUGGAGGUCGAGAUAUAAAAUCACACCGGUAUGUGAAUAGUACCAAACUUGCACUGUUGCCAUGGUGAUAAAACCAAAACAAAACCUGUAAAUAUGUUGUUUUUAUUACAGUGAUAACCAUUCUUAACUAUAGUGAAUAUUCGCUAGAACGGAUUGGAAUUGUCUGUUGCAUUCUAUGAAAGUAGGUUGCUAAUGCAUCUUGUUUUUUCAUGACAGAUUCCUGCCAAUCACUCAUCCGAAUUUGAAGCUGUCUUUCCCUGAGCUGAGCAUCCUGCCCAGGUGUGUUACUGUACAUUUUGAUAAAUCCUUUUGACUCCAAGUCACUUAAACUGUAAACCACAAAGUGAUAAGUAAAUAGUGUUUGAUUUGCUUGUUGUGUCCUUUCCAUUCAUUACUACUGCUUCAUGGAAGUGUCAUAACAGUCACAGUUCCUUAUCCCUAGAAAUUGUUUGAAAGACUAUACUGGGGUGAGAGUAAACAAACAUUCCUCAUCAGCCGUUCAGUAUAACACCAUUUAUCCAUGACGCAGUGGGUGUGCAUAUAUGUGCUCCAGCAUGUAGCUGAAAAUGUCCUGCCAACAAGUACAUGUGGGUGCAUGACAACACGGAGAAAGACAUUUAUGCUGUGUGCCAGGACACCCAGGUAUAAAAUAGAAAUUAAAAAAUAGAAGUACGUUUUAAUGAACUAUUGUGCUAUGCAAACAAACUAAUUUUGUAUGUUGCUAUAUGCUCAUAAAGUAAUAGAGAUCCAGGCACUCCUUGGUUCAAGACAGGUACUUUAUUAGGAACCACAACAGCAAUGUUUUGACCCCAAAAGGUCUUUGUCAAGCUGGUACAUACAUCAAUUUUCCAAUAUAUAUAACAAACUUUAACAUCUAAGUGUAUAUAAGACCUAAAAUACACAUGUACAACAUAAAUACAAUACAAAUAUAAGACCAGAGUAUACGAUUACAGAAAUUUCCAUUAUCGAUUAGAGAUCCUUGAUCAAGAUCACAGAGUAAUAAUAUUAAGUAUCCUUAACACAUAAAAACACAUCAAAUUUGCAGACUUGUUAUAUUGCUGUAUGCUCAACUGACCUCCACACUGCAUUUCCUGAAUCUGAAUCUGAGCACUGAUGCUGGGUUGAUACAGUUAUCCAAAGUGGUGAAAUAGUGAAUGUUCACUAAUGCUCGUGUGUAAGAUCAACCAAUGUUCUGCCAGGGGUGCAUAAAAUAAAUCUUAACAUUCCCUCACUGGAAUCCUAACACGUUCAUAUCUUAGCUCUUACUGUGACAAAGCAUGUUGGAGCAAUUUCAUACCUCUUCUUUGGAACUGCACGAAAUUCAGUUUGUCCAAAAAUCCAAAAUACCAGUUUUUAUGAAAAAGGAGAAAUCCAUGUGACUGAGUUAGAAAUCCAGGCACUACAUGUAAAUUAGAUUAGCCACUGUUCCACAGAAUGUUCAGCAUUACAGAAGGAUUGUUUGAGCAGUACAUUAUUUAUCCCUUCAAUGACAUGAACAACAUCUGCUUUAAAUGUUGGAAUUUAAAAUAAGCUGAUGUAUGUUUGUUUGGUUUUAUUUGCAGUGUAAUGGACAAGGAUUACAAAGUUCCUCCACCAAAAGACAUGAAUACAUAUAUUCCAGGCCAGACUAUUACAUGCUUUGUAGUGAAGGUAAAAAUGUUAAACACAUUGUGGUAUUUCAGGUCGUUUUUAGUCUUUCAUAUCUAUCCAUACGUGCACUUGUUGGAAUAGGAUUGUCACUGGUGUGUAGUUUAGAAAGCUGAAAUGUAUAUUGCUUCUUAAAGGGAGAACCUGCUCUGAUCUGAUUAUCAUGCCUGCCCGUAUGUAAGAUGUGUCAGACAGUCUCCCAGACUCCAUAUGUAAUAAUGGGGGUAACGGCUUUAUGUGUCUUGUCACUUGGCCGAUGGCAGUCUGCCUGUAUGUAUCAGUAGAUUCAGUACUACCAGCAGAUAUGGCUGCAUGCAUGCAUGCCCACCCACCAGGAAAUCCUGUAAGCAGAACCCCUCAGUUCCAAUGUCAGGCAUGGCAGGAUACUGUCUGCAUCACUUGUGGGCAGACGGGUGUCAGUAGCAAGAUUAUCCAUUUGUACCUACCUCUGCAGCUGAUAAUGAAUUGGAUGCUUAUAGCUUUUUACAUUGUGUAAUUUGUGAAAAAACGGUUUUAUCCCAUGAUAUAAAUCAUUCAUUAUCAUUUUCCAAAAUUGCAGUAUGAUGAGGAGAACAACGUUUUGGAUGUAGAGGUCACGGAGGACAUUCGAGGGCGAAUUGAACAUCUGCUUGUUUGUCAGUCUCUAAAAGUAAGAAAAUCUGUCCUUAUUGGCGGAGUGUGUGAGAGGCUUUUUAUUGGGAUCUUUAAACAUGUUCAUUGUGGGUUUUCUCUUUAGGUUUUAAAGCGUCCAGACAAACAUUUCCGACCGGGGCAGGCCUUGUCUGCUACAAUAAUUAAAGGCAUCUCUUCUGUAAGAUUACUCCACUUAUCACUCACAGGUAAUGUACCGAAUGUGAGACACAUGAUUCCGUAGGCUGCCAUAUAUUUUUAUACUAUGUAUAUAGUUUGCCUUAUCUCGUUUCUCUGCCAUGUUUUGUAAUUUGUUAAAAGUUUUCCCUUAGACUUGACACUUCUGUUCAUUUCUGCUCCAACGUGUCUCCUUUCUCUCCCGGUCUACACAUCCUUCCCACAUGGUUCCACUAUUCACUCCAUCCUUUCCCACCAUUGACAUAUCUUCUCUGCCUUUAUUUCCAUCCAUACACACUGUUCUCUGCUUCCUCCCCUGAUAUCCCACACCAAGCUCAUUAGCUCUUGAAUUUUUCCACCCGGACCCACGAUUAUCCCCUAUUUUUCCUUUCUAUUCCUCCUUUUUUCCCCCCCUGAUUUUUUACAUUUUUAUCCAUCUGUUUCUGUGCCCUCUACCUUCCCUGUUUCCCCCUUCCUCCCACUCAACAUACACCUCUUUCUCCCAAUAAUAGCACCCACUUCUCUCUCUUUUAUAAUGUCAGUCCUCACAUUUUAAUAGAUCGCAUUUUGUCCCUUACAGGCACCCUCGAAUUUAAGGAAGGUGAAGUUGUUUUUGGCUCUGUACAGAACGCCGUGCCCGAGUCAGGUUUGAUUGUAUCCCUUCCAUUUGGAAAGACCGGAAAAGUUGAUCUUACUCAAAUAAGUGACUGUUUUGCUGAUGUUUCAUUGGAAAACUUUACGCCUGGGAAAAUUGUCAGGUUAGAAGCAUCUCAUUUUGUUUAAAAUGUGUGCAUGAAUACUUAACCAGUUAUAAAAUAAGUUAUUUUUUAUUUACUUACCUGAAAUCCUGGUAGUUAAGGUUGGUCCAAUCAAAGGCUUCUCAUAGAGAAGUCAAAGGGGGAGGGAGCCUAAAAAAACUGAAUAGGGAGGUGAGGGAGGGAGGGGCUGCAUAGAGGAAAAGGAGUCAAAAUAGAUUCUGUUGCCAGCAUGCAGUUUGCACUGACGACCGUCAAGAAUAUGCACAGAAUUAACAUUGGGCCCAAGUCACGUAUGCCUGGGGUGUAACUAGCCCCCGGUACAGCCAGAUUUCUUCCUCCAUGACUACUUCUAAAAGCAGAAGUGGUCAUGGACAUUGAAGUAACCCUUUAAGGGUGACUUAUUUCAACAAAAUCUUGUUUAUAUAUUGGCAGAAGUAAAGUGACACUAUGACCUUUGAGGGUUUUUUUUGAGAAUCUUUAUGUAAACCUCAUAAUGAAUGCUUUAUCAAUUGAACAUUCCAAUGCAAUUAGGAGAUCUAAUUACGUCAGUUCUACAAACAUAACAACUGGCUGACUACUUCUGUCAUUUCUUCUCUAACUCUAGGUGUUACAUACUCUCUACUUCACCUGCGAUCCGGCUUUCUCUCCGGCAGUCUAGGUAAGAUUAUUGUAGAUCUAUGUCUAUAUUUCAGCAGUUGGCUUUCUAAAGCAGACAAAUAACAUUUAACCAUAACACCGAGACACAGCUUACGAGGUAAGCUCAGAAGUAUUGUAGAAAACGAAGCAAGUUUAAUUUCUGGUUUAGUGAGACCUCAUUUAGAAUUCACACAGCCUGGGAAUCUGCAGAAAAUGCAGGAAUUUCAAAAUAUGUCAGUCCUUUUACAUUUAAAAUAUAGUAUGUUAUUUGAUCUUUAUUUUUUAUGUAAUACAUUAAUGAUGGGGCAUCUCCAGCAAGUUCCACAUUGCUAGAGCAAUUCAUCUAAUACGAUAUUAAAGGAGCACUAUAGGGUCAGGAACACAAACACGUAUUCCUGACCCUAUAGUGUUAAAACCAUCUAGCCCCUCAUGCCUCCAUAAAUAUAAAAUUUUACUGUAUUCAAGCCAGAAGCUGUAGAUCUGCAUGCUGUUUGCCCUUUAGAAAAACAAGCAGUCUGCUGACAUCAUCAGAAGUGGUAGCCUGAUCCAAUCACAAUGUUUCCCCAUAGGAUUGGCUGAGACUGACAAGGAGGCAAAUCAGGGGCAGAGCCAGCAUGAUUCAAACACAGCCCUGGCCAAUCAGCAUCUCCUCAUAGAGCUGAAUUGAAUCAAUGAAUCUCUAUGAGGAAAGUUCAGUGUCUGCAUGCAGAGGGAGGAGGCAUUUUAGGCAGCCAUGACCCAGGAAGGAUCUCUAACAGCUAUCUGAGGAGUGGCCAGUGAAGUUAUCACUAGGCUGUAAUGUAAACACUGCAUUUUCUCUGAAAAGACAGUGUUUACAGCAAAAAGCCUGCAGGUAAUGAUUCUACUCACCAGAACAAAUUCAAUAAGCUGUAGUUGUUCUGGUAACUAUAGUGUCCCUUUAAUUUCCUUGUAUUGUAACUUGCAUGGUGAUAGGGGACUUGAAUUCUAAUAUUGUAGCAAUGUUCUUUCUCAUUUCUUUGUUACAGGUUAAAUCCCAAAGGAAAUAUCAACGUGAAAGACCCUGAAAUCACUUCGGUUGAAAGCCUUGAAGACGGGCAGCUGGUUAAUGGCUUUGUUGAAAAAAUAAACGAGAAAGGCAUAUUUUUUAGGUAUCAUUUGUUCAUUCAUUCAUUAUUUGUUUUGCAUGGUCUGUGUGAUUUCUUUGGGGCAGUUGAUACUUCAGUCGCCAGUAAGUUUUCUACAACUGAACAUGGUUUGGAUGACACGACCAAUCAAUGAAACCUCUUCACACUGAGGAUGCUACCAGAGCUCCACAAUGACUUUAAACGUUUGAUAUCUGGGAGUUUUAUAAACUGCUCAUUCCUCAGCAGGACCAACUCUGGCUUUCACUAUGGACAUAGUUUACCCAGAUACACCCAGGAAUGUUCUAAAGUUAGAGACAGACGGUAUAGCCAGACAGAACUGGUCAGGACAAUAAUAUCAUUACAAAUAGUUCAAUAUAAUUAGGAUAUUUUUAACCCUUAGAACACAUCCAUAGUGAUACAGGGAGAUUGUUUUCUACUUAUUGACCCAUACACCCGCUCCCCCACAUAACUACUAAAACUCUUAAAGGGAAACAUAUAAAUUACACAAGGGCAGAUAAAAAAAAAAAAAAAAUAUAUUAAUUAUCACACUCUCACCUUCUCCCAUACAUUUACCCACAGCUAAACUUUCUUUAACAGUCACAAGUCAUCCAAACUACAUACACAUCUUCCGAUCGUGCAAUGCUCUUUCUCAUGCUAGUUUAUAAUCCAUCUCGUGAACUCUGACCUGUACCCAAUCCCUGCCAUAAAAUGUUCCCUUCCCAGCCUACUGAUCUGUUUCAAUCUUUAUUAUUUUUAUUGCCAUUGUGCCAUUUAAUGAUUCUCCGGCGACUAGGAAUGGUAAUGAGGUUUUAUUUGUUUCUGUCACAGGUUAUCAAGCUCUGUUGUUGGCCAUAUCCAGUUUAAGAAUGUAACCAGUUAUUAUGUUGAAAACCAUACCAUAUACAAAAAAUAUAUACCAGAAGGAAAACUGCUUACAGUCAAAGUUCUCAGGUAAGCAAUAAUACAUAUAAAAUAAAAAUACACUUAGAAUUAAGUUUUUUCCCCCCCAUAGAUUAAUAGCUUAUUUUAUUAAUAUAUGUUGGGUUAUAUGACAACCAAGGCACUCCCCCUGCAGGCAAUCUGUCAAUCAUGCCGAUCCAAGUCAUGUGAUUGCGGUGUCAUAAUGAUCACAUGACUUGGAUCCGACAAGAAAGGCUGCAGUGAGGGCCCUAUCAUUUGGGCAUGCUUUGCUACCCUAAGCGCGUUAAAGCCCUCCUUUUGCAGGAUGGCAUAGCACACCCUAAUGUCUGUAAGGGGUCAAGCUGUUGUGGGACAACAAUUCUCAGCAUUAUGGGAAAUGUCGAACACAGCUGAAAGCCAGGAUUGGACACGCUAUAUCUCUAUACCAGUAUCCUGCCACCUACAUACUAUGUUAUGUUUUCUUGCAGCAAAGACACCAAGGAGAAUCACGUACAGCUCUCCCUUCUCCCGGUAGACACUGGGAAGCCGUAUGUUAUUCCAGAGUCUGCCGGCCUAAAACAAAAGAAAGGCAAGAAAAGGAAACAAACCGCCUCAGAGGGUGACACCAAGGUAUUUUAUUAAUGCACAUAGUGGCCCAUUUGGGUAUUCGGCUCAUACAGUGUCCAUCUUUGUAUUAUAAAGUCGCUCAUUUAAAGAGCAUGUUACACCACAGCUUUAAAGAUCUGUGUUUCUCUGUCCUCCAGUAGUAGACCACUUUCAGUACUUUGAAAUCAUAUUAAUUGAGCAGUUGUCUUUAAAGGACACUGCAGACCCCUAAAGCUUUGUGUGAAGAAUGUGUUUGUUUUUUCCCAUUUUAAUAGGAAUUACCACUUUUCUAAAUUAACAUUGUUACACCCCCAGCUGUGAAUCAGACAACCGGUUAUGUUAUUUCCUGGUUGUUUAUCUUAGUGGAGCUAAACUCAAGAGGCAGCAAUUACCCGGUGCAUCUGUCUUGCAAACAAUUCUCAUUGAGCUGCAUUGGCGAGUCUUGUGAUUGGGCGGGGUUAGAAGUGGAGGGCUUGCAAUGGCUGCAGACGAGAUUUGCAGGUUUUGAAAGCUGUUUUUAGACAUAACCCAUUGAAAAAUAAUGCAUAAGUAAAAGCAUGCAGGUUUUAUUUGGGGGUACAUCUACUAAACAGAGUUAUAGCAUCAGCUGCCCCCUUAUUCAUAGAUUGUAAGCUUGUCAGUAAUACAUUUUAGCUUAUGUUCAUCUCGUAUUCACUUAGUGUCUGGCAUUAGUUAAAACAUAGCAUACAGUUGGCGCUCUCUGAAUUUGACCUUACAGUGGUUGUUUUUAGUAAUCACGUGCUUUGUCGCAGGUCGAUACCAAAAAGAAGAAAUCGAACCAAGAGAAAACAGAAGAUGAAGAUAGUGGAGUGGAGGUAUUGUCUCAAGAAAGCAAGACUAAAGAAAAACCAAAGGUAAGGCUGGAGGUGAAAGGCCAAAGAGCCUCACAUUGGGGUUUAUUCACAGCAUACUGAAUUGGAAUGAAUUGCAAAAUUAGCCAAACUGUGACUAUGGCUUUGAGUCACUCAAGUUGGGGAAUUUUUCCAGUUCUGCUACUUGGUCUAAAUUUUGCAAUGUUUAGUUCAUCGCAGUUUUUGUGUUGAGUGAAUAAAUCUGACAUUGUGACCCUCGCAGGUAAUGGGGGAAGGGGUCAUUUAUGUGCUGGGUUUUGAUUUUUUUCCUCCCAUUCUUCCUUUUAUUUUUUGCAAUGCCCUCCCUCCCUAGAAUUUGAAAUCCCAUGGCAUUUACAAUUUAAUAUUAUAUUAUAUAUACAUUAACCUUUCGUAUUUGUAGUAUAGGAAAUUAUUUUUGUUUUAUGUUUGGUUAUUUUUAUUUUCAUAACAUUAGUCCAUUUUUUUAAAUGAAUGAAGGGACCAUAUUAACCUUCUGUAUGGGUACAUCAUCCCAGUCGCUAUAUUGAAAUAUUAAGUAGCUCUUCCAGUUGUAUGCCUUGAUUGGUAUCUGACCGUUGCUAUCGAUCAAGUUGCACUUUAAUGAGUUAAGAGAAAAAUAGUGGAAGCAGAAACCAUUCGGAUUGUAUCUUCAGAUUAACAUCUGGCACUAACAAAAAAGCAACACAUUUUACAUAAAACAGAAAUACCUCUCUGUUCUUAUCUGCAUACAGUAAAGUCAUAAACUUGACUUGUAUUUAUUUAAGAAUGACACUAUAGUGGUUUUAAACCUGCUGGAUUAUGAGCAUUUUAUUUAAUGUGAGAAGGUAAUUAGGGAUGCACCAAAAUGGAAAUUCUGGGCAGAAACCGAAAAUUCAGGAUGCCCUUGGCCCGAAACCAAAAAUGACUUUUUUCCCUAAAUGAUUUUAAAAUAUUUUUUUCUAUAAUUUUAUUAAUUAGACUUUUUGAUUGUCAGCAACUUACAGUGGAUUUUGUAUUUUAGGCUAGAACAACUAAACUAGGAAAACAAACAAAAAAAUAAAACAAUUGUUUUCAGUUUGGCUAAUUUGACCUAAAAUAAGAAAAUCAGUUUUAUUUCACUCUCACUUCCUCACAAUUGACAAAAAAAAAAAAAACCUGAAUUAAUUACUCAAAGAGGUAGCUGUUGUAAAACUGCAACUCCCAUGAUGCUCUGUGAGUCUCUUAAGGGUCAGAAAGCAUGAUGGGAGUUGUAGGUCUCAAGCACCUGUCGCUGCUGGUUCUACAUGUGCUGUCCAGGGUCGGCCCUCUCACCCCCACUGCUGCUGCCGUUGUCUCCCCCAUAGAGAGGUGUUUUCUCCCCCUAGUGUUUGCGGAUGCCGGGGAUGUCCGGUGGGGUGGUCACCCAGUACUGGCACAGGUCCCCCGAGGAGCUGACUUACCUUGCCAGAAAGCUGAGCUGGUAGUCCUCCCCUCGGCCCUCCGAGGCUGCAUGCUCUCCGGGACAGCUUCACGGGUCACAUGACCGCCCAGCGCCUGCCUUUCACAAAACUUGCUAGCGCGCUGCAACACAGGGGGUACAUUUCUGCACAUUUGGCCCAUUUUCGGUCGAAAAUUUCGGCAGUUAAAAUUUUUCAAUGCAUCCCUAAAGGUAAUGCUCACCAUCCAUAGCCACUAUAGCCUUGUAUAUCUCUUAAAUUGAGCCAUCAGAAAAUUACUGGCUCGUAAGUGGAUCAUGAUAAGCCUCCUAGACCAAUAAAGCUGGCUCCUGCCCAGGUGUAAUCAUUGUCCUGAUAUACAUUGUAUUUAGAGAUCUAUGUGAAUUCCUGUAAUCUCUAAUAAAUGUUCCUAUUGCAUCUACAUAUAAAACCGUUGUUUAAUGGGUUACAUUUACUCUUUAUAAUUUCAGAAGAAGGGUGACACUAAACCUACUAUCACAAGGCUGCAAGUCCCCGCCAGCUUUUCCUGGGACGUUAGUGUGGAAACCCUAAAAACAUCCUUAGUUGAUGCCCAAGAGAGCAGCUCAGACAGUGAGGAUGAGGAGGAACAGCGACUAAAGGUAUGAAUUUUCCUCUUGCACUCUGAAUGGACAUUGAGCAGGACAUGGAGGUUAAUAUAGGGUCAGUAGGUUUAUGUGAGAAGCAUUGUCAGUGUCCUCUACAGGCUGCAGCUGAUCUAAGCUCAUUUUCUAGCACGCUAAUAUCCAAAUGACCAAACUUAGGCUAAAAAAGCCUGGCUAUAGCCGAGUUUGUGAAUUUUUCAGUUAAUUUUUUUUAGCCUACAUUUUGGUUUUCCAUUAGCUGCAAUUUUGUAGAUUAGUGAACAAACCCUUAUAUUUGCUUGUCUCCUAAAUGUAACAAAUCUCUAUUUGUGAAGUCUAGAAAAUACAAGUAAUCGUAGGCUUCAACAAUGCUGUACUAAGCUCCCUGACAACCGUAAAUAAAUUAUAAAAAGAAUCCUAAAGUUGGAAUAAGGUUUUUUUUUUUUGUUUGUUUUUUUUAUAAAAUAAUAUAUAUAUAAUCUCUUUUGCAUCUGUCCAUCUUCAUUAAUAACUCCCCACAACGUGCAUCAGAUUAUUUUAGUGUAAGGGAAGAUAAUCGGUGGCCAGGAGACAAUGUUGCUAUGAUUUACUCUUUAAUUACAUAAUUUGCAUGAAUGCUAUAUGAAUAUCAAUAACAUCGUCCUGGGAGGGCUUUGGAUUAAUGGGUUGUCCAGUGCUUACGUUUUGUGUUUUGCAGUUUAAUCUGUGUUGGACUUGGCUGGAAUUUGCUAUUAACGCACCGUACUGGGGCUGCACCACACCGUAUCACACAUGCUAUAUACUCAUACGUAAUAGAAACUCACAGACUGGGAUGGGAAGACAGCCAGUGCUUCAGAUUUUAAUACUGGGUCUACCUGUCAGUCUGUCACUGGGUUUUUCAAUAAUACUACUCAAAAAUAAAACAAAUAUAUAUGUACAGGUGACUUUGGAUAAAAGCAUAUAUCUUUCAACUUUUCCGGCUAAUUAAGAUAAAGCUUUAAAGGGAAACUCACAGUUGGUUUUAACAGUUUUUUUUAUACAUAAUAUAUAAACGGUUUAAAAAUACAGAAGGGCAAAUAAAAUGCUUACAUUUGAAAUGACCUCUUCACUAAACCUGGAAGUGACGGAAACAUUGCUAGACUACUACCGCUACUGCAGAAAGCCAAUAACCCAACUACAACUCCCAUAAACCCAACACCUAGAGCAGCAAACAUAGAAUCUAUGCAGGAUGGAAGGGAGGAGCAUAGUUCGUGUUGGGGAUUGUAAAAAAAAAUAAAAAAAAAUAAAGCUAAUAUACACAAUGCACCAGAUGCACGUGGGUGUCUUGAGUGUCCCUAUAAUACAGUGGAGGGCCUGCUCUACAUUUAAGUUGUCUGAUAUUUUCAAUGGAAGCUGGGUUCCUUUUAAUCACUGUCUUUAUUGUUGAAGCCAAUGAUACUUUGAAUCAAAAACAUUUAUCAAGACUGGAAAUUUUCAUUCACUUUUUUUAGACUAAGAAAACAAAAAAAGAGAAGGAUGCGGAGAAGAAAGAAGCUGAAAAGGAGCUUUCUAAGAUAGAAGCCACCCUUCUGGAUCCCAAUCGGCAGCCUCAGUCCGCCGACGACUUUGACCGACUCGUUAUUAGUUCCCCCAACAGUUCCAUUCUCUGGCUUCAGUACAUGGCCUUUCACCUCCACGCUACAGAGAUUGAGAAAGCACGAGCUGUGGCUGAAAGAGCUCUGAAAACGAUAUCUUUUAGGUACCAAUCCUCAAGUUGUUAUCCUUAAUUCCGGUUAACUUUUGUAGGACUUUAGAAGGAACAUUUCUUUGAAGUUCAGUAAUGUAACUAUCUCUUUCAUUUAAAAUAUAUAUAUUUUUUAAUAUUCUUUUCUCAGGGAAGAACAGGAGAAACUCAAUGUUUGGGUUGCGUUAUUAAACUUGGAGAACAUGUAUGGGGCAGAGGACACUCUACUGAAGGCUUUUGAACGAGCCGUCCAGUAUAACGAGCCUCUUAAAGUGUUUUUACAGCUGGCUGAUAUCUACAUCAAGUCUGAAAAGUUUAAGGUAACGUUGAUUGAUACUUUCUACAAUUAUACUUUCAGGUGGCCUGUUUUUUCAAUAUCCCUAUGGUCUCAUAUCAUCUAAAAUGUUUGGAAUGUUAGAAAUACACAUUUGUAUACCUGACGGUAUAGUGUUUAAUACAAACACUCUAGUGCCCUAAUUUUUAAAUUUUAGGCCAACAAUUCCAGUUCAGUUAUUUUGGCCUACAAUUUGAAAUUCACUUUGAGUAACCAACAGCUCACUAUAGUCCAAAUCCUGCCCGAGAUAAUGUUUUCACUAAAUCAAAGUUAGAAGUGGUACCUUGGUUACACAAUUCUACAAGUCUGUGUGUUUUUGAUGAUCUGUUGCAACAUCUCAUUGUCUUAAAUUUCUCUUCCAGGAAGCCGAAAAUUUGUUUAAUACUAUGCUGAAACGGUUCCGCCAGGAAAAUACAGUAUGGUUGAAAUAUGCUACAUUCCUCCUAAAACAAGGGCAGGGGGAAGCUACACACAGGUUAUUGCAAAGAGCCUUGAAAUGUCUCCCAGAAAAAGAACGUGAGUAUUCUGAUAUCCUACAUCAUGAACAUUGUUCCUUGUAAUACAUCAGUGACACUGGUUUUUCCCCUCCCCUGUUGUCAUUAUUUAUAAACUAGAUGUGUAAUUACCUUCCACAGCCGCUGCAUAUUCUAUUUACUUCUUUAUGAUCUAUAUAUUAAACGAUGUGUGGAUAUAAAAUGUCAUUGCAAUAUAUUAGAAUUCCAUCCAGUUGGUGUAAUUUACCAGCUCACAGGAGCUCUAACCCGAUUGAAGGAUCAGGAAUGCCGAUUGCAGAUUAGUUAUUUUUGCAAGUAACAUUGUAAAUGUGCUUCUAGAUCUGUUAAUAAUAGUUCUUUAACUGGUUUUCAUGCAUGUUUGAAAUCCUUUUUAAAUAAGACUUCUAACAAAUAGUGAACGCAUAACCCAAUUAUUUCACUAUAUAAUGUGAACAAGUUAAAAAAAAAACAACCUCUUUAUUUGAUCUGAUUAUAGCAGCCUUGCACUAUAGGGUCAUUUAUUGAAUACAGCCUUGCUCCACUAUUUAUAUAAAUGGUUUUCAAAGCAGAGAAGGCUUGGUUUGCAGGAAUGCAAGCUAGAGACUCCUUUACCCAUUACCUUUAUAUUUUCAUUGGGGAUGUUUUUAUAGUCAAGAUUUUUACUUUCAUACCCCUGCCGGUGCUUGCUAGGUGUCCCAUUCCUCAGAAUGUCCCUUUCCUUCUAUCUUUCAGAUAUUGAUGUCAUUUCAAAGUUUGCACAGCUUGAAUUCCAUCUUGGUGACGCAGAGCGCGGAAAAGCCUUGUUUGAGAGCACGCUGAGCAAUUAUCCAAAGCGAACAGACCUGUGGUCCGUUUACAUAGACCUGAUGAUGAAACAUGGCCUCCAAAAGGAAGUGCGGUGAGUCGGCAUGCUUUAGUGAUGCAAUCCAACAGGGAUGGCUAAGGUACAUUCGUAUCUAUAGCAUAACUACAGCCUCUUUGAUGCUUUGCCAGCAUUAAGGCUAGCAAAGUAUAAUGGGAGUUUUAGUCCUACAACAUGUAGUCUUUUCCAAUCUGAUCAUUGUAUGCAUUUAAACAUCACACUGCUAACAGAGCAAAUAUAUUUAUAAACCUACACAUUUAUUCAACUGAAGGACACGAAGGGUCCUACAGAGUUCCCUCUGCAGUAACUUAUGAAUGCUAUCUAUGUAAUGGCAUCACUUUUUAAAUUUGUUUCCUAUAGUCAGUAAAUGAGGUGGCAGUCCUACAUUUGCUCAGGAAUAUUGCCUUGUAUAGUUAUGUUAAAGGGUUCACUCCUAGGCCAAGCCACUUUGUGUAUAAACUACAAUAUCGUAGAGUUUUAUAAUUUUAAGCAAUACCAAGCACCUUAACAAACACCAAGCAAUAUAACCACUGUUGUGGUUAUGGUGCUAGAGGUUCCCUGACAACCCCCUCCCUUCCGUCGUUUGCUCCAGGAAGCAGAAGGAGUGUUGAACACCCAGCCCAGGUAAGUUGUUAUUUCAUUUGUAAAUGGUUUAACUACUUACCCUGGGAGGGCACAAAGACACACUUGAGACCAUAACCAAUACAGUAGACUGUCUAAAAUCCACACUAAUUAUAUUAAAAAAAAAAGUAUUGAGAGUUUGCUUCACUUUCUAUUAUUUCUAAGUGCUAACCAGAUUUCCUAAUAGAGUUAUAGUUGUUUUUUCUUUUCUUUUUUUUUUUUUUGUGUUCGGUCAUGUGAAUUAACCUGAUAGAUUGUUGUCAUGCUGUUAGAUAUUCACAGUUUAAUUAAAUUAACACAUUUUAUGUUAUUCUCCCAGAGCUAUUUUUGAGCGUGUCAUUAAUCUGAGCUUAGCUGCCAAGAGAAUCAAAUUCUUCUUCAAACGCUACCUGGAAUACGAGAAGAAACACGGCACCGCAGAGAGCGUCCAGGCUGUGAAAGAGAAGGCUCUUAAAUACGUGGAGUCCAAAAGUUCUUUGACAAACACAUAA